Chlamydomonas reinhardtii is the source of this 4134-nucleotide messenger RNA. RefSeq lists its product as uncharacterized. The coding region runs from base 196 to 2277 and encodes 693 amino acids. Gene Ontology annotation, cellular component: nucleus. Lineage: Eukaryota; Viridiplantae; Chlorophyta; Chlorophyceae; Chlamydomonadales; Chlamydomonadaceae. The record is from RefSeq and is a predicted model, not a curated record. Gene Ontology annotation, biological process: nuclear DNA replication. The transcript has 10 exons.
CCAGUAUGGCUGGUGAUCCUUGAAAUAUUUAUAGGGCUUGCAGCGAGGAUUAUCGAGUCAGCUGGCGAAGGCCUGCGCUUAAUAUUAAGGCCAGUCCCUAUCAUACAACCUAAACACUGUGAGAGCCAGCACACCAAAAGGUAGCGCGCCUUUACCCUUAAGAGGGCAGCCGCCCUCGGGCGCACCUGCGUCAACAUGCAACAAGGAGGGCCUCUCCGCAGCGUAACAAACACGUCGGGCGCGCCGCUGACCGCCGCCUGUCCUGCGGGCAAGCAUCCGAACGCCACUAGCCAGCGAGCAGACACCAAGGGCGCGCCACCCCCAUCACUCACGGGGUUAAUGCAGCACCAUGUUGUGCCCGCCGGCGGCUACGAUGCGAGCAAUGCAGCGGGUGGCCCCGCCGCCAAGAGGCCCCGUGUGGAAGAUGUGCUGCAACAGCACGCGCCCCGUGAGCAACUGCUGGUGUCGGAGCUGAUGGGCUGGCGCAGUAGCCAGCAAGAGCCUUCAGCCAUGGGCGCCAGUAUUCUCGGAAACAACGCAGUGGCCGCAGUGACUGGCGGGCAAACAGACUUUCGCGCCCUGUUCUCGAGAGGUGCACCACAAGUGCAAGCGCCCGCGAUCCAGAACGCCCCAGGAGGUCUGAAUGCGGCGACGGCAGGCCUGCGGACAUUCGCAGACGUGGCAACGCGGCCUGCAGUAGGCCCAGACGACGUAGGGCGCAUGGACGUGAUGGGCGCCAUGCGCGCAGCGUACACGACAGCUGGCUCGGCGGUGGCAACAGCCCCGCUGGGUCCCGGCUGCGACGGCGGUGCCGGCUCUGGUCCCGACACCGCGGGGGGUGUGGCCGCGGGCACCGCUUCAAUAUGUCUGGAGAACCUGACGCCUGACCAGGUGCCUGUGGACUGGAGCAUAAAGCGCAGUCUGACCUUCAGCAGCCACGCUCCCUUCACCGUACACGAACGUGCGCAGCAGGCACCAGCACGCGCAAGGUGGCGCGCGAUGCAGGGCGUCGUAAACCUUGACCUGGACUCACUGAAUGACGAUCCGGCCGCACAGUACCUAGGCUGCCAACUCAGCUGGCGCCACCCUGAGAUUGUGCUGGACCCCGCCAGCAUCUGUGCCGCCGCCCGCAGCGCUGUAGCCCCGGCGUCCACAGCCGCAUCGGCGGCCGCUGCCCAGGCCGGUGCCGCGACCAACUUUGGUGGCGGUGCGUUGGCCAGCAGCGGCGGCGGCGGGGCGAGCGUGCUGACCUUGCGCCUGGCCGCCUGGCGUAAUGCGCUGCACAGCCUGUACAGCAGCUAUCGCAGCGGCACCUGUGAGCUCUUUUACGUCGUAAACCCGGCUCCCAAAGGCCCCUACGCGGCCCUCUUCGCCGCCAAAGGCAUCCGCGGCUGCAAGGAGGUCUGCGCUGUCGUCUCGCAAUCUACACGGCUACUGCGCAACCGCCUUUCGGCGGGUGGCGUGCCCUUCACCAUGCCUCUGCACGAACAGCAACAGCCGGCGGCCGCACCAGGCGGAGACAUGGCAGCGUCAGCUGCCAAGGCGGAGGAACAAGCGGAUGGCGACCUGUGCGACGAGAACCCGCAGAACAAUGCGCCAGCGGCCCAGGUGCUGGGCACAGGUGUGGCAGACAACAGCCGGCAGUCGCUGCUGCUGAUGCGGGGGCCGCGUGCCGUACACGGGCUGUACGACUUCCUGCUGAACGACACCGGCUACCCGGGGCUGGGCAAAUCGGGCAGCACAGGGGUGGGGCUGGCGCCGGGGGCAUCGGCUGCUGCAGCGGCUGCGGCGCAGGAGGACGUGGCGGAUCUGCCCAUGCUGCUGGCGCCCGCACCGUUCGAGGGCGGCGCGGCCUGGCGGCCUACCAUCAAGGCGCUGACCAUGGCCAAACUUGACGGCGCAGCUGCGGGGCAGGCUCCUCAGCCUCACGGCGCUGGAACGGGCGACGCGGGGACAGCGGUGACGCACGUGCUGCAGCUCAACGGGCCGUUGCCGCCCUGGACAGUGCGCCGCAUGUGCGGUCUGCUGUCGCAGCUGCAUCACGCGGGCUACAGCGUGACCGUGGAGGCGGAGGCCUACAGCAUCCCGCUCAACAGCACAGUGCUGGAGCAGCCGCCAGGAGACGCGGGCGCCGAAGUGCGGCCCAUGUUCACGCAGGGGGGUGCGGUGACGCUGGAGGAGCUAAUUGCCUGGCACCAGCCGGUGGUGCUGCCGGCCGGCCGGCCGGUGAAAGGCAUGACAUGCAGCGAGUCACAGCGGCUGAGUGUGCGCCUCUAAGGAGUGUGUGCAGGUCGAGCGGCGAUGCGCGGGUUAGCAAUGUUCAGGGCAUGCGUUUCGGCCUUCCGGGGAUACGUUCUGUUUAUGGCGUGCGGAUGAGACUCGACUACUGCUUAUUGACCGGUAUUUAUUCACAAAUCAUCGCUGUCAGCGCGCUGCAAGUAUUCAUUUGUGGAUGUCGUAACUUUUUGAGCACGCCGCGUUCAAGCAGCAGAACGGGACUACCGUAAAUCGAGGUCGGUGGCGCGGUCUAAGGGCACCCAUCGUUACCAUGUUAUCGGGUGCGGAUGUUCGUGCUGCGUGGCUGGAGUGAAGGAUGCAACACACAUAGAGCGAGCGUGUAUGUGCCCGGCAUCAGCACGGCGGAAUAGCAACUGAGUGAACUUGCGCGUGGCACGGUGCCUUCGCACCUAACCACCUCUUCUGACUCCGCACGCAUUCGCGUUUCGCACUUGAAGCAUCUUUGGUGCGUAGGACGCUGCUUGUGACGGCCACGGGCGCCAGCUGCACGCUUGCAUGUCGCGCCAAAGUUUGUGCCUCGCAAGCCAACCGUUCGCAAGAUACCGACGGACAUGGAUCGGUGUGUGGGCCAGAUCUACAUGCGCACCCUAAGCAUAGGGCGUGGGGUUGGCAAUUUGGCAUGGCACAGUACGGUACAUGGCCUAGAGGACCUGAGUAAGGGUGCCAGACAUCUGUUACUGUGCAGGAAACAUCAGCGCACCGCAGUGCGAAUGCAGGUCACGCACUUCAAUGUCGCGCACUACGCAUAUGGGGCCGAGGCUUCUGAGAACUGGGCCGGGCCAGAAGGGCUCGGCUUUGGGGCUGUGGGACCGCCGGACCGGGCUGCAUGGAGCUGGAGCGUCGGGUUGGAAGGCCAUGGGCCUCGUCAAAUUGCAAGAAGGCGACCACUCGAUUGUCCCAGUAUAAGAACAUAAUAGCUCGUUUCACAUACGCAGGUGGCAGCGCGGGCCGCAGGCCAGUACAUUUGGUCACAGAAGACCAAGUCUGCACUGCUGGCAUGGCUGGCGGAACAGGGUCCGGGCAGGCUGAAGUGGGCCAAAGCAGUUCAGUACUUGCAGGCGCUAGACUGCGAGUUGCCAGACAAGACUGGCACGGAGCUGCAGAAGGCGGUCAUGGACGCUGGCAGCAAUCUCAAGAGGCAGCUUGGGAAGCAGCCAGCGCAGGCUGUGGUGGCGGCAUCGGGAUCGGGCGACGAGGAGGAGCCAGCGGGUGGCGGCACCGGGAUCGGCAGCGGCGGCUGAAGCCAAGGGCGUGGCUGGCACUGCGGAGUGUGAGGGUUGGCGAAGAGUUUAGAGCCAGGCGCAGGACCAGGACAAAUGCGCCAGCAGGACAGGACAGGACAAGACAGGGUUGGUAGGUGCGCGGGUUCAGGGUUUCGGGCCCUGGAGGUGCAGGUGGGAGCAAAUGGGACGCGGUGUGCAUGUCAUGACGCAGAAUAAGCACUUUCCCGUGGAUACGUGGGAGCAGUUGUGGACAGCACGGGUUGGAUGUGAGCUGUGGAGAGUCAUGUGCGCUGUGCAGGAUGCGUGGCAUGAAAUGAAGCAAGGCGGAAACGGGGGGGUUGAUGUGUGAGGUUAGCGAGACAGAGGCAUGACAAGGGUGACAGAGGCAAGACAAGGGUGACUGCGUGACUUGAAUCGAAUGCUGUGCGACAACAGUGCGCAAUCAACUCAGGCAACGGUGAGAUGCAAGCCGAUCCCCGUGGGAGCGUGCUGGAGUCGUUAGCAUGUACGAAUGCGUGAUUUUGGACAGACGUUGGUUAGAAGGCAAGUGCGGCGUGCGAGAGCGUGCUGACGUUGACCCUCGGUUUGUGCAGUGAAUUGAGAAUGUGCGAAU